Molecule: messenger RNA, 3015 nt
Organism: Cadophora gregata
Lineage: Eukaryota; Fungi; Ascomycota; Leotiomycetes; Helotiales; Ploettnerulaceae
Exons: 7
Coding region: 1-3015 (1004 amino acids)
Biological process (GO): carbohydrate metabolic process
Cellular component (GO): vacuole
Molecular function (GO): beta-galactosidase activity
Source: RefSeq, a predicted model, not a curated record
AUGAAGUUGUCUAAUUUUGUUGUUAGUCUCGCAUGCGUCGCUCAGCUAGUGACAGCCCAGGUCCAGUGGCCGGUACACAACAAUUCUUUGAAUACAGUUGUCGAAUGGGACCAUUACAGUUAUAUAAUCAAUGGGCAACGUCUGUUUAUUUGGUCUGGAGAAAUACACUAUUGGAGAAUUCCAGUGCCAGAGCUGUGGAUCGACAUUUUACAAAAAGCGAAAGCUUCAGGUUUCAAUGCCGUGAGCUUCUACGGUCAUUGGGGUUAUCACAGCGCUGCAGAUGGGUCUCUUGACUUCGAGACAGGCGCACACAAUUUCGAAAAGCUCCUUGAAAUUACUAAAGAAAUCGGUCUCUAUGUGCUGUUUCGCCCUGGACCAUAUGUCAACGCUGAGUCCAAUGCUGGUGGCUUCCCUGGCUGGUUAACGACAGGGGCUUAUGGCACACUCCGAAAUAAUGACUCCAGAUACACCGCUGCAUGGACACCUUACUUCAAGAGAUAUUCUGAGAUAGUUGCAAAGCAUCAGAUAACGAGAGGUGGUAGUGUGUUCAUCUAUCAGCUCGAAAAUGAGUACGGCAAUCAGUGGACAAACGUUGCCGCCAAAACGCCAAAUUACCCUGGUAUUGCGUACAUGGAACUUCUCCAGAAAACUGCGAGGGACGCUGGAAUCGAUGUUCCACUAAUCCACAACAAUCCAAAUAUGAACACUAAAUCCUGGUCCAAAGACUAUGGAGCCGGUUUUGGUGGAAAUGUUGACAAUUAUGCACUGGACCAUUACCCAUCGUGCUGGAGUUGCGAUUUGACCGAGUGCACGGGGACUAAUGGAAAUGUUCCGGAAUUUACAGUUUACAACUACUAUAACAACUUCCAGCAAGUAGCACCUACUCAACCAAGUUUCCUGGCCGAAUUUCAGGGCGGAAGUUACAACCCCUGGAGUGGCCCAGCAGGAGGCUGCGUGAAUAACACUGGACCGGAAUGGGUCAACGUGUAUUACAGACACAAUAUAGCUCAGAAGGUAUCAGCUAUGAAUGUUUACAUGCUGUUUGGAGGAACAAAUUGGGGUAAGGAUCAUGCCGUACAAUUGAUGACUGCGAAACUAAUAGGUCUCAGGAGCUUUACCAUUCCCUAUGCCGAGAGCAGAACGAUCGGACCUAAGUAUCACGAAACGAAGCUAUUCGCGCAAUUCCUGCGAGUUGCGCGGGAUUUGACCAAGGUUGAUCUCAUCUCGAAUGGAACAUUCUUCGCUUCGGACCUGACCAUCUAUACCUCGGAACUCCGUAAUCCAGAUACAAAUGCCGGAUUUUACGUCACAAUCCACACUUCAUCGCCUUCAAAGGCCCUGACCCCAUUUAAGUUGAACGUAUCAACCUCCGAGGGCAACUUCACCAUUCCUCAGUAUGCUAGUAAUAUCGUAUUGAAUGGCAGAGAAUCCAAAAUCAUUGUCACGGACUUUGCACUUGGUAAACAAAAGUUGAUUUAUUCCACAGCCGAGGUCUUAACGGUUUCGACUCAAGACAAAUCAUCACUUCUAUUCCUCUGGCUCCCUGCAUCAGAAUCAGGAGAAUUUCUCCUCUCUGGUGUGAAAUCAGCUUCGAUUCUCAAGAAAGGAGGAUGUGCGAACUUCCGAACUCACAAGAGAAGCAAUGGACUUGCCGUCUCAUACAAACAGGUCCAAGGCACAUGCGUUGUCAAGUUCGAUAAUGGUCAGAAAGUUGUCUUGAUCGACAGAUCUAGUGCUUAUAAUACCUGGUUUCCGUCAACAUCCAAGGAUCCUUACACGCCGGAAAACUCAACUAUCAUUGUGCAAGGACCAUACCUCGUCAGAUCAGCGUCCAUAUCACAGAAAACCCUCGAACUGGAUGGGGAUUGGGAAGACAGCAAUGCCAUCGAGAUUUAUGCUCCUUCAACGAUCUCGAAGGUCACGUUCAAUGGCAAGAACAUCAAAGUAUCCAGAACGAAUUAUGGGACUCUGGUCGGCAAGCUUGGUGCAGCGACUCACACCGUGGAAUCUAUCAAGGCAGGACUUCCAGCUUUGAAGAAUUGGAAAGUUGCAGAUGGCUUCCCUGAACGUGUUGCUGAAUACGACGACUCGAAGUGGACUGUUGCCAAUCAUACCGGUACCCAAAAUCCCACUAAACCAGCUACAUACCCUGUAUUGUGGGCCGAUGAUUAUGGAUACCAUGCCGGCCACUUUAUCUACCGUGGCCGAUUCUCGACUCUGAAUGCAACCACUACAGGAGUCAACCUGACACUAAUUGGUGGAGUUUACAGCGGAUGGUCAGCUUUCCUCAACGGUGACUUCAUCGGAUCUUGGAUAGGAUCAAAGUCUGUCACUCGAUCCUCUCUCGUACUUUCAUUUGCAAAUGCCACUUUGAAGUCCGAAAAUGUUCUCACUGUGGUGCUGGACAACAUGGGCCACGAUCAAACGUCCGGAGCAACAAAUCCUCGUGGCAUAUAUAACGCUACCCUCAUCGGAGGUGGAAAAUUUACCCAGUGGAAACUCGCUGGUACAGCUGGAGGACAGAAGAACCUCGAUCCUAUCCGAGGCCCGUACAACGAGGGUGGACUCCAUGGAGAACGCUUGGGAUGGCAUCUUCCAGGGUUUCCCGAUAAUUCGUGGAAGUCAAGUGCUCCAGAUGUUGGCUUGUCAGAAGCGGGCAUGAAAUGGUACAGAACCACUGUUCCUCUCAACAUCCCAGCGGGACUCGACGUAAGCUUGGGCUUCCGACUUUCCAGUCCCUCGGGAUCAGCCUUGAGAGCUAUGAUUUAUGUCAACGGGUAUCAAUUCGGAAAGUAUAGUCCACAUAUAGGAAAUCAGGUCGUCUUUCCUGUCUUUCCAGGCAUUUUAAAUUACAAUGGAAAGAACACGAUUGCUGUUAGCGUGUGGGCAAUGGAUGCGAAGGGGGCAGCGAUCGGAAUUGAGUGGGAUGUAAUCGGAGUUGUGGAAAGCGGCUUUAAGCUGCAAGACACUGCAUAUCUCAGGCCUGUGUGGAAGGACAGAAGUGCGUUCUACUGA